Messenger RNA from Cladophialophora immunda, 2181 nucleotides. RefSeq lists its product as uncharacterized. The transcript is spliced from 2 exons. The record is from RefSeq and is a predicted model, not a curated record. Gene Ontology annotation, molecular function: nucleobase transmembrane transporter activity. Gene Ontology annotation, biological process: transmembrane transport; nucleobase transport. Gene Ontology annotation, cellular component: plasma membrane. NCBI's taxonomy places the organism in Eukaryota, Fungi, Ascomycota, Eurotiomycetes, Chaetothyriales, Herpotrichiellaceae. The coding region runs from base 300 to 1979 and encodes 559 amino acids.
AUUUCUGGUACUGACAUGAAUCUAGACUGCUUUUUGGGGACUCUCGAUACCAGAACUACAUUUACUUCGUGUUAACAAGGGGUCCUCAAGAGAGUUCCCUAUCUUCGCGAUAUCGUGUGUUUGGGCGAACGAUAACGGCUUUUUUUGUCACUGGAGGCUAGUGCCACUUGUGCACAGCAGCCAGCUGACGGGGUCGCUAUAUACAUCCCUCGGACAGUCCACGAACAUCAGAUCCUUCUUCCCUCGAACACUACCUGCUUGUGCGACCGGCAUCACAUUUCACUCCCAAGCCUUCCACGAUGAAGAUGCCAAAUCUCAGACCACGUUCUUUCCACCUGCGGCUCCAGGGUGAAUCCUCAAUUUGGAUCAACGAUGACAUUCGACCGCUCCCUCCUUCACGUCGCCUUUGGGACACAUGGGCAUACAUCUCAUUCUGGGCUAUCAAUCAGAUUGCCCUGAGUAACUGGCAGCUUGGAGCAUCCCUCAUUGCAGUCGGUCUGUCUGUCUGGCAGACUAUGAUCGCAGUUAUCAUCGGCAAGCUUAUUAUCGCUGGAGUCGCGAUCUGUAAUGGAAUGAUUGGUGCAACCUGGCAUAUUGGAUUCCCCGUCAUGUCGCGUGGCAUUUGGGGUGUCUGGGGAUCCUAUGUCAUCAUCAUCCAGCGGAUUGUUCUGAGUCUAACCUGGUUCUGUGUACAAUCCUGGACAGGUGGCCUCUGUGUCACGGCAGUUCUCAGCUCCAUAUUCUCCUCCUUCCAACACAUGAAGAACACCCUGCCCGAAUCUGCCAAUACCACGACGAAAUCAUUGACGGGCUGGAUAGUUUACAACAUCAUUACGAUACCCAUGCUCUACAUCCCUCCCGAGAAGACCCGACGGCUACUGUUCAUAAUGAACUUGAUCUCUGUUACCACGCUCAUUUCAAUGAUGAUAUACGUCCUGUCGACUGCAAAGGGCGGCGGUCCACUGUUGUCAGCGCCUGCGGCAGCACAAUCUGGCAGUGAAUUAGGCUGGGCAAUCGUGCAGGGUAUAACAACAGUGAUUGGGGGCAUCGCAGUGGGACUCACAAAUCAAACCGACUACUCUCGCUUCGCCCGCCGCCCAGGCGACCAGAUCUUUGGCCAGUGGUUCUCCAUCCUCACUCUGGGGACAGUCCUGCCGCUUUUUGGGUGUCUCACAAGCUCAGCAUCCAUCAAGCUCUACGGCCAAGCUUACUGGAAUCCACCUGAUCUGCUACUCCGUUGGCUUGAUGAUGACUAUAAUGCUAAGUCUCGAGCCGCGGCUUUCUUUGGUGGCUGUGGACUAGUGGUCUGCCAGCUUGCAAUUAACACUAUCGACAAUGCAUUUUCUGCUGGAAUGGACAUGGCUGGUUUGUUGCCAAAGUACUUCAACAUCAGGCGAGGCUCCUACCUGGCUCUCAUCCUUUCCAUUGCCAUGUGCCCGUGGGAGCUGCUCGCCUCGGCUGGGACUUUUAUCAGUGUCAUGGGCGCCUACUCCGUCUUCCUCGGACCCAUGUGUGGCAUCCAGAUCUGCGAUUAUUUUCUGGUCCGCUCUCGCCGGAUGAAAUUGUCGGACCUGUACAGACCCUCCCCAUCCGGCAUCUACUAUUACUUCCACGGCGUCAACCCGCGCGCAUUUGUGGCAUGGAUCUGUGGUUGGGCUCCCCAGCUACCCGGGUUCAUUGCCAACGUCAAUCCAACCGUGCAUGUGCCAAAGGCUUGCACGGACAUGUUCUACCUCGCCUUUCCUCUAGGCCUCGCCAUCAGCUUCACGCUGUACUAUGGACUCAAUAAGGUGUUCCCACCCAAGGGUCUCGGCGAGUACGACGAUGUCGACUAUUACGGCACCUUCACAAGCGACGAGGCUGCCAAGCUUGGAGUCUCUCUUUUGGAAGAAACACAAGGCCAAGAAAAGGCCGAUCAAUUUGGCUACCCUGUGAGCCAGAAGGUCGUGGAGGCGGAUAUUUACGAAAGGAAGACUUAAGAGCGGGCGGAGGACAUUGUGAUUCAAGCAUUCUCGAAUGCUUCGUUCUACACCUGGCUUAGAGUCCGUGGUCAAGCAAGUCAGUGCUUGUGCCUAGUUACCUGUAUACAACUUUCCUCAGCCAGGAACCCCGUGCAAUUUGAGAAGAGCCAUAUCUACACGGCCUUGUGUGUUUAUCCACUCGCCGCGAGGCAGCUCCAAG